AUGGCCUUGGGGUGGUUAAUCUUCCCCAGGCAAUCCCAGCUGGGGCCUAGCGGACCAUUUACUCAAGUCAGUAAUCAUAUGAGAAAAGGCAAAAUGGUGAAAGACGGGUCAAAUAAUGUACCUAGCCUACGCCCAACUUCUAUUUGGGGCCAAGAUAGAAAAUUCAUUUAUUUAACCUUGAAUCUGACAGACGCGAAAUAUGCAACAGUCAGAAUAAGGCCGGACUCGUUAUUUUUUAAAGCUAAUGGUAUCGGUGCUAAUGGUAAACAUGAUUAUUGUCUCGAUUUUGAAUUCUACAAGCCUUUGCAGCCAACUGGAAAUACUUACAAAAUUUUGGGCAGAACGGUUGAAUUCAAACUUUUGAAGGAUAAAGUCGGGGAACAUUGGCAGCAGUUGUGCAAGGACCAACCAAAGCCAAGCUGGCUAAAAGUCGACUUUGACAAAUUUUUUGUUGAAGAUGAAGAAGAUGAAGAAGAAACUGAUAAUGCAAAAAGCGAAGUUGAUAAAGUCAUUCCUCAACUAGUUGACGCUGAAGUUCAAAAACUUCAGCAACAAGAUUUUCAUGUUGGAACAUACGAUAUUACUGGAUCAUAUAUGAAAUUUUGUCAAGCACUUGCGGUACUUGAAGUCAUUCAUCCUCUCCUUGGUAUCGUGAAAUCAGGCGUACUAACACCUGCUAUACAAGUUUUCGGUCGCAAUAUGGUAUUGUUCAUGAUAAUUUCACCGCAAGAAAGUAUUCAUGGUGAAAAGAUUGUGAUACUUCUAUUUUUGGCAUGGUCGCUAAUCGAAGUUAUUAGAUAUCCCCAGUAUGCCCUUAGCGUUAUCAACUAUCCAAUCCGUAUUAUUACAUGGUUACGAUAUACGGCUUGGAUACCACUGUACCCGGUUGGAUUUUAUCUCGAAGGAGGUAUGUACAUGUACAAACAUAUGUUCAAGCAGCGAACUAAACAUCUCAAGAAUAUUUCUGGUACCUCUACGUCAAAAAAGAAAUCUUAA
Messenger RNA from Trichoplax adhaerens, 996 nucleotides. RefSeq lists its product as uncharacterized. Gene Ontology annotation, molecular function: 3-hydroxyacyl-CoA dehydratase activity. The coding region runs from base 1 to 996 and encodes 331 amino acids. The record is from RefSeq and is a predicted model, not a curated record. Gene Ontology annotation, biological process: very long-chain fatty acid biosynthetic process; fatty acid elongation; sphingolipid biosynthetic process. The transcript has 11 exons. NCBI's taxonomy places the organism in Eukaryota, Metazoa, Placozoa, Uniplacotomia, Trichoplacea, Trichoplacidae. Gene Ontology annotation, cellular component: endoplasmic reticulum membrane.